Thlaspi arvense is the source of this 642-nucleotide messenger RNA. The record is from the annotation of a GenBank genome assembly. Lineage: Eukaryota; Viridiplantae; Streptophyta; Magnoliopsida; Brassicales; Brassicaceae.
AUGUCUCAAAUCUCCGAAACUUCUCCAAAACACUGCGCCAAGAAAGGAGGGAUUAAUAUCAACAACCGUCGCAAGAAACUAUUUUUCACAUUCUCAACAUUCUUCAGCGGCCUUCUCCUCAUCAUCUUCCUCAUCUGGCUCAUCCUCCAUCCGGCAAAACCCGAAUUCUCCCUCACGGAAGCUGAUAUCUACACCCUCAAUCUCUCCUCGUCCACAACUCAUCUCCUCAACUCCUCAAUCCAACUCACUCUCUUCUCCAAAAACCCUAACAAAAAAGUCGGAAUCUACUAUGAUAAGCUACUCGUAUACGCAGCAUAUAGAGGACAACAAAUAACAUCAGAAGCUUCUCUACCGCCAUUUUAUCAAUCACAUGAAGAAAUCAAUCUUCUGACAGCGUUUCUUCAAGGGAGUGAGCUACCCGUUUCUCAGUCCCUUGGUUAUCAAAUCAGUCGUGAUCGGUCAGGCGGUAAAGUAAUCAUCGGUUUGAAGAUGGACGGGAAGCUACGGUGGAAGAUCGGGACAUUUGUCUCUGGCGCAUACCGGUUUAAUGUGAAUUGUGUUGCAAUUGUAGCUUUUGGACCGAACAUGACCACUUCUCCAUUAGCUUCAAUACAAGGGACUCGUUGCUCUACAGAUAUAUGA